Molecule: messenger RNA, 4370 nt
Organism: Ficedula albicollis (Collared flycatcher)
Lineage: Eukaryota; Metazoa; Chordata; Aves; Passeriformes; Muscicapidae
Gene: NPC1
Product: Niemann-Pick disease, type C1
Exons: 25
Coding region: 99-3938 (1279 amino acids)
Cellular component (GO): membrane
Molecular function (GO): lipid carrier activity
Source: RefSeq, a predicted model, not a curated record
GCGGCUGGCUCGCCGCCUUCCUCCUGUUUCCAUUCGCCGCCGCUCGGUGCUGCUGCCCACAGCGCCCGCCGCUCAUCCGCGCUCCAGCCCGCGCCGCCAUGGGGACCCCUCAAGGCGGCCCCGGGCGAGGCGGCCUCCGCUUCCUCGUCCUCCUCCUGCUUCUGUCGCCCGUGCGGGUACUCCCACAAACGUGUGUCUGGUAUGGAGAAUGUGGAGUUGCUUCUGGAGACAAGAGGUACAACUGUGCUUAUGAUGGGCCACCAAUAGCACUACCAGAAGAUGGUUAUGACUUAAUGCAGGAACUCUGUCCAGGUUUAUUCUUUGGCAAUGUUAGCACUUGCUGUGAUGUUCAUCAGCUUCAGACUUUGAAAAAUAACUUGCAGCUGCCUCUGCAGUUUCUCUCCAGAUGUCCUUCGUGUUUUUACAACUUGAUAAACCUCUUCUGUGAACUGACUUGUAGUCCAAAUCAGUCUGACUUUUUGAAUGUUACAAGCACUAUACCUUAUGAGAACAAAAGUAGCAUUACAGAGCUGCAGUACUUUAUUGGAGAUCGAUUUGCUAAUGCAAUGUACAAUGCCUGCAAAGAUGUGGAGGCUCCAUCGAGCAAUGUUAAAGCACUGGGGUUGCUGUGUGGGAAGGAUGUCAAGGACUGCAAUGCAACCAACUGGAUUGAGUACAUGUUUAGUAAAGACAAUGGACAAACUCCUUUCAGCAUAAUUCCAAUCUUUUCGGAUGUUCCUGUCCAUGGAAUGAAGCCUAUGAAUAAUGCUACCAAAGGCUGUAAUGAGUCUAUGGAUGAUUCAACAGGACCAUGCAGCUGUCAGGACUGUUCAAUUGUUUGUGGUCCGAAACCUCAACCCCCUCCAUUGCCUCCUCCUUGGCUGUUGUUUGGUUUGGAUGCUGUAUAUGUCAUCAUGUGGAUCUCAUACAUGGGCUUUCUACUCAUAUUUUUUGCACUGGUUUUUGGAGUCUGGUGUUACAGGCGGCGCCACUUUGUCUCAGAGUACACCCCAAUUGACAGCAAUGUAGCCUUUUCUGCAAAUUCUCACCGUGACCAUGGAAACAUUACAUGUGGUGAAAGGCUUGGUGAAAGGUUUGAGAAUGGCCUGAGGAUGACAUUUACUUCAUGGGGGGCUUUCUGCGUCAGAAAUCCACGUCCUGUUAUCCUUUUCUCUGUGGUCUUCAUUGCAAUGUGCUGCUCAGGCUUUGUAUAUAUUAAAGCAACUACAAAUCCUGUAGAUCUCUGGUCAGCCCCAAGCAGCCAAGCCCGCAAGGAGAAGGAAUACUUUGACACACACUUUGGGCCUUUCUUCCGUACUGAACAGAUUAUCAUUCAAGCACCGAAGAGUCGCCCAGACACCUACUCACCUUACCCAUCAGGAGAAGAUGUACCUUUUGGGCCUCCCCUUACUAAAGAUAUUCUCCAUCAGGUACUGGAUUUGCAGGAUGCUAUUGUCAACAUAACUGCUUCUUAUGACAAUGAGACUGUAAUGCUGAAGGACAUUUGCCUGGCUCCUCUUGCUCCCUACAACAACAACUGCACUAUCCUGAGUGUACUCAACUACUUUCAGAAUAGCCAUUCUGUUCUGGAUCACACUGUUGGGGAUGAGUUCUUUGUCUAUGCUGAUUACCACACUCACUUCUUAUACUGUGUUCGGGCUCCAGCAUCACUGAAUGACACAAGCUUGCUUCACGAUCCCUGCUUAGGAACGUUUGGUGGACCUGUAUUUCCAUGGCUGGUGUUGGGAGGAUACGAUGAUGAUAACUAUAAUAAUGCUACAGCUCUUGUUAUUACUUUUCCUGUCAACAACUACUACAAUGAUUCAAAAAAGCUGAUGAAAGCCUUGGCAUGGGAAAAAGAAUUUAUUAACUUUCUGAAGAACUAUAAUAAUUCAAACUUAACAAUAUCAUUUUCUGCUGAACGGAGUAUUGAAGACGAGAUCAAUCGUGAAAGCAACAGUGAUGUCAGCGUUGUGUUGAUAAGCUAUAUUGUGAUGUUUGUGUACAUCUCAAUAGCUUUGGGACAUAUCCAGAGCUGUAGAAGACUGCUGGUGGAUUCGAAGAUCUCUCUGGGCAUUGCAGGCAUCCUGAUUGUACUGAGCUCAGUAGCAUGUUCUAUAGGCAUUUUCAGCUACUUUGGAAUACCACUGACACUGAUUGUGAUAGAAGUAAUUCCUUUCUUGGUGCUGGCUAUUGGAGUGGACAACAUCUUCAUUAUGGUUCAGACACUUCAGAGAGAUGAACGCAUUCAGGGUGAAACUCUGGAUAAACAGAUUGGCAGAGUCUUGGGAGAUGUGGCACCCAGUAUGUUUCUCUCAUCCUUUUCGGAGACUGUGGCAUUCUUUCUUGGGACACUGUCUACGAUGCCAGCGGUUCGCACGUUCUCCCUGUUUGCUGGAAUGGCUGUGCUCAUAGACUUUAUUCUUCAAGUCACUUGCUUCGUGAGUCUCCUGGGCUUGGAUAUUAAGCGUCAAGAGAGUAAUAGACUGGAUAUUCUGUGUUGCAUCAAAAGCAGUGAAGAAAUGAGUGGAGUCCAGCGUUCUGAGAACAUGUUAUUUCUGUUCUUCAAAAAUCUGUUUUCUCCGUAUCUGCUUAAGGAUUGGAUGAGACCAAUAGUAAUAGCAGUGUUUGUGGGUAUCCUGUCAUUCAGUGCAGCAGUUAUGCACAAUGUAGAGAUUGGACUAGAUCAGUCUCUCUCAAUGCCAGAUGACUCCUAUGUAAUAGAUUACUUCAGCCACAUCAGCAAGUACCUGCACGCGGGUCCCCCUGUCUACUUUGUCCUAGAAGAAGGACACAACUACACCUCUUUGGAAGGGCAGAACAUGGUGUGUGGUGGAAUGGGAUGUAAUAAUGAUUCACUUGUCCAGCAAAUCUUCAAUGCUGCAGAAAUUGGUAGCUACACAAGGAUAGGCUAUGCCCCAUCAUCCUGGAUUGAUGACUACUUUGACUGGGUGAAGCCACAGUCGUCCUGUUGCAGAGUGUACAAUACCACUGGACAGUUCUGCAAUGCUUCAGUCAGCGAUCCAUCCUGCACCCGUUGUCGACCACUGACUCCAGAAGGCAAGCAGAGACCACAGGGUGAAGACUUCAUGACCUUUUUGCCAAUGUUCCUGUCAGACAACCCUAAUCCUAAAUGUGGCAAAGGAGGACAUGCUGCGUAUUACUCCGCUGUCAACUUUAUAAACAACAAAACUGAGAUUGGAGCCACUUACUUUAUGACUUACCAUACUGUACUGAAAACAUCAUCUGAUUUUAUUGAUGCUAUGAGGAAAGCUCGGAUUAUAGCAGACAAUAUUACUGAAACCAUGGGCAUCAAAGAGAAGAACUACCGAGUGUUUCCGUACAGUGUGUUUUAUGUCUUCUAUGAACAAUACUUGACAAUUGUGCACGAUGCUAUCUUUAACCUCUGCAUCUCUUUGGGAUCAAUAUUUUUGGUGACAACUGUGCUUCUUGGUUUUGAAGUAUGGGCUGCUGUUGUGGUUUCAAUAACUAUUGCUAUGAUAAUCGUCAACAUGUUUGGAGUGAUGUGGCUCUGGGGCAUCAGCUUGAAUGCAGUUUCAUUAGUAAAUCUUGUCAUGAGCUGUGGUAUUGCUGUGGAAUUCUGCAGUCAUGUGACAAGGGCAUUCACCAUCAGUACCAAGGGCAGUAGAGUGGAGCGUGCAGAAGAAGCUCUGUCUCACAUGGGCAGCUCAGUUUUCAGUGGUAUCACGCUGACCAAAUUUGGAGGAAUUGUAGUAUUGGCUUUUUCCAAAUCUCAAAUCUUCAAGAUAUUCUACUUCAGGAUGUAUCUUGCUAUGGUUGUGCUGGGAGCAACACAUGGACUGAUAUUUCUUCCAGUUCUGCUUAGUUACAUAGGCCCAUCAGUAAAUAAAGCUAAAACUCGUGCUGCACAAGAGAGGACCAGAGGUACAGAACGGGAGAGACUCCUCUACUUCUAGUUUUUAACAGUGUUCAGUGGACUGCCUGAACUGUGGCUUAGGCACAGCUCCUAAGAACUGAAGUGCAGCAAUGUUCUAGUGACUAUCACACUGUAACCACCACAGACUUGACUCCUGCACAGAUUCAACUAGAAGAUACCAGCUGCAGCUUUAAACUCAGGAAAUGCUAAGUGUGGCUCAAGUAACAGUAUUACUAAAACUAGAUGUGUUAAUAAGAUUACUAAAACACUUCUGUUUUCAAGAGGUUGCAUCUUUUUCCUUCAAAAACCUAAACCAGCUGUAGUAAGAGCUGAAUAGCAUUUUGUCAAUGGAAUUGAGGUGAUGUGUAUGAGAAUGGACUGCUAAACCACUGACACUAAUUUUAAAUGCAGGUCAAUGCAAUUUUUGUCUCUAUUUUUAGGGGGAAGCCAUCACAAGUUGUAAUAUUUUUAG